Cantharellus anzutake is the source of this 800-nucleotide messenger RNA. RefSeq lists its product as uncharacterized. The record is from RefSeq and is a predicted model, not a curated record. The transcript has 2 exons. The coding region runs from base 214 to 435 and encodes 73 amino acids. NCBI's taxonomy places the organism in Eukaryota, Fungi, Basidiomycota, Agaricomycetes, Cantharellales, Hydnaceae.
CUUCCUCGUUGACUGACUACUUGUUCCUCUUUGACAUAAGUGAGGUGCACUUAAAAUGCCUCCAUACCACUCGCGAGGGGGCGCCUGAGUCCAUCCCUCUCCUACACCGGAUCUUGUGAAACUCGGGUGUAUUACAUCCCGUUCUGUUGCUUCCCCGCAGGUGCUCCUGUAGUUUUGUGGAAGUCCCAAGGCUCUCAUGUAAAUUUGUUCAUAAUGCCAAACGUUUUGAUCACCCGGGUAUUGUCGACUUUGAUGCGCGCAGUCUCCACAUUACCAUUUGGGUCAUUCUAUGAGUGCAUAGAUUACGGUGCCCCUACCACAACGCCGGACAUGGCAAGGGGGAUUCAUAUGUACUCCCAACCGGAUCCUCCCUAUGGGCCAACACCAAAACCAUCACUGAGCAGAAAAAAGGAUAGAAGUCCCCUCGGGCACUAAACAACCCGCUAAUACCAACAACGAUAAGAGCGUCCCCUUGGGGAUGAUCAGUCAAGUUCCAUCCUUAGAAAAUCCUCGAUGUCAUUGCGUCCUUUAACCACCCGAUCACCGUACCAGAAAUCUGCCGGAGAGGCGGUGGAAAGGGCAGUUUUCAUUCCAUUUCGCGUCCAUCGAAAGAGAUGAUUUUGACUAUUCUUGCUACGGAGGAAUAGACAUUCCCACUGGAAACCCGCUCGCCGAUACUGGGGAAAAGGACCAUAGAAAGGAUCGUUCAGCCAGGAUUGUGGCUCAGAACCUUGCGCGUUGUUCCUGUCCAGGACCAAAGGCGCUACGGGUUCAGGGAGAGGUAGAAAAUCGUUGUUUCC